Messenger RNA from Daldinia decipiens, 1662 nucleotides. RefSeq lists its product as uncharacterized. The transcript is spliced from 2 exons. Lineage: Eukaryota; Fungi; Ascomycota; Sordariomycetes; Xylariales; Hypoxylaceae. The record is from RefSeq and is a predicted model, not a curated record. Bases 466 to 1203 code for a protein of 245 amino acids.
CUCUGGGUCCUCUGGGUCCUCUGGUAUACAUAGUUUUCAUGGUUUAGCUGCCGAGGGCCGGUUACUGUGACCUCUCUUGUGACCUAGUCACAUUGAUUUGUUUUUACAUUUACUUUUUUAUUCUUUUUUUUUAUUUCCCUUGGUAUUUCGGUACUUAGUGACUUAUAGCCUCCCCUUUCCCCUUGACUCGAAGCGGACUGGUCUAGGCAAAGAUGGAAAAGGCAAGGUCAAGCUACAAGUCUUCAAAGUUGUAUUAAAACCUUCAACGGUCCGCCGUCUUUACCUAGUCUCAAAAUCUAUCGUCCGGUUAACUUCCUCCUUCUUGAUUGGCGUACCGCGGGUCAAUUCGAUGUGGAGCAUCCGCGAUGCUUUAGAUUGACACUCCCGGAACUCGUUCCUUUACAGAAGACGGCCGCUCCAGGUUUUAGAUCUACUGGACGCAGCUGCCGGCGUAACCUUGACGGCAUGCCGUUUCGUCCUCAGGGAGGUGGACCUCCCGGAUUCCCAAUGCCGUUUCACUCGCCCCAGUCCCGGUCACCUCCACAGGCUUCCUCAUCACGAGGGAUGGCAGCUGGGAUAGAUCCGUCGGGUCCUUUUAUCCCGUUCCGAGAAUCACAGUUCGACAUUCUCGAAUGGUAUCCUCAAUUUCAGUCAUGUGUCAGGUACUUUUUGGAUCACGCCCAGCACAGUGGUCCGGUACAGGCCGUUGCGGCAUUCAUAAAUAUACAAUUACCUUUUCAAAAACCACAGCAUCCUGUUAUUUCAUCGCAGUUGCCCGGAUCGCCGGUGGGUGUAUCGUCUCAGUCGCCAAUUCUUCCAAUACCGAAUCGUACACCAAUAUCUAUCUCUUUGACGCCAUAUAUCCGGCGAUUAGUAGCAACCGGCUUAGAUCUUCCAGGCGUGUUGCAUGGGUUCUUUGGAGACGACUGGGUUGCCGGGAUAGGGCACCUUCAUGAAGUGGAGCGGAGAAAUUUCCUCUUUGCCGCUAAGAGUGCCGGCUGGCUGAAGGUCAAGUCACAAUACGACAUGCCGGAUGAGCAGACCAUUCCUUUCCUGCGUCCUCUCCAGAACGUCACCGAGAAAGAGAUUGUUAGCGCAGAGGCAAAUUGGAGCGAAUGGCUGGCAAUGCAAGACUGGAUGGUCGGUCCCAGGUCACCUGAUGUCGAUAGAGAUAUGGCAGUUGUGAAAAGCGAAGACGCCUGAGACACGAAGCGGGUAUCGCUAAUGCAGUUUCUACAUACCUAGGUACAUUAGGAAGACAGUGGGCAACUGGGACACAUAAUGCCCGGAUAUUAGACGGGAUAGACAGGAUAUAGGUUGAUUGGAUGCGGUUUGCUCUGGGGAAAGGGAUCAGGCAGGCGUAAGGGUUUCAUUUCACGGCACCAGAGAUGAUCAGCUACCUAGAGAUCGUCGAGCUGAGAGUUUCCAUUUAAGCAUUCUCGGGAUAAUGGGUUGACUUGAGUGUACCGCUAACGCGCCUUAUACUUAUCCACAGGAUGGAAGGGAAAAGGCGGGCGAUUUUCUAUAAAAGACUGGAUUGGUUCGAACUGAUUAGGGAUUGUUAAUUUUGUAGAUACCUACAUGUAUCUUAGAUCUUGCGUAGGGUAUAACGGGGCGGUAGGUAUAAUAAUUAAGUUGAAUUCGAAAUCUGUUUACAUUCAA